GUGUAACCCCAAAUCAACCUCACUUCCUCCAACUUCCUGCGGCUAAAAGUAAACCAUCACACCAGGGUGCACAGCAAAAGAGGUGAAUUGUGAUGCCAUUGCCCAUCAUACUGUAGUACACAAGAUGCACAGCUUGAUUGGAACCGAAAUUCACUCGGUUAUAUUUGGUACAGUUCUCUAAAAGAUGGUCAUCUCUUAUCCAUCUUGGGGGUAUUGUGUCAGCCAAUCCUUUAUAAGGACAAUGUCAAGAUACAGAUCAACUCAAUUUGGAAGGGUGAAUGUGUUUAGUAGUUCAAGAAGGUUAUUAAGCUGUUGAUUAGCAUUCAAAGAACUCACCAAAGGCGCUCGAGCCCUUUCUAAGAAUGAUAUAGUCUUCUCGACCCCUCCGAGUAUCUUCCCUUCAACUUCUCAACACAAAUCAGAACUAUUCUACUUCAUACGUUGCCCAUUUUAUACUACUUCAACUACUCAGCUUCCGGAACUACUUAUUCAACUUUCUACAGAAUCAAGAGAAUCCAACAAAGUUGUAAAGAUAAUUCAAUCAUUCAAAGUUAUUAAUAUCAUUCAAUUACAUCCAGAUAUCACCACAAUUCAAUCAUUCCAGAGAUAUCGCCAUCAUUGAGUCAUUUACACAGUCUCAAAAUUCACUAUGGCAUUAUCAGUUAAUCGCAUGUGGACAUGGAUCUUUAUAGCUCAGAUACUUAAAAACGCCCUUCCCUUUGCCUUUUCAAAAAACAUCAAUCAAUUCAUAAAAAAUAUACCUCUCACCGAAAUCUUUCUAGCAAUCUCGAUAUACAACAUGGCCAACAACGAAACAACAGUAAUCGGAACGAUCGUAUUUUCUAUCUGCCUUGCUUUCAAUAAGAUGGUGGAAAACCUCACUCCUAGCGAUACUGAGAAGCUCUUUCAACAAAUUCAAAAAGUUCCUCGCCCAAUUUGGGAGUCUAUGUUAAUGUUAAUACUAUUCGGCCUUGUUAUUCAUUAUGUUUUCGGCAUCUUUGGCGCAAUUUGUGUAUUUCUUCGGGAUUCUUUUAUCGGUAUCAUAAAUGCACUUAUUGAGCCGAUUUCCGUCAGUACUAUUUUAUCGAAAGCCUUCGACGCAGUCAAGAUUGUUUUAUCGAAAGCCUUCGACCCAGUCAAGAUUGUUUUAUCGAAAGCCCUCGACACGGUACGCGAGAUUGCAAAAUAUGCUUGCAUUAGUAUACUUAUUCUACUUGUUCUACUUAUUUUUGGAUUAGUUGUUCUAUCAAAUUUUACAACAAUCGAUGUCGGCCAAAUCAUUAUGGAUAUAUUAUAUUCCUAUUUCGCGCCUUUCAAGACUCGAGAUUUGAUAGAUUAUCAUUGACCUUGGCAUAUGUAAUACGAUUAGUCUCAUUGGGAAGGAAUUGCGAAGGAAACA
This is a messenger RNA of Botrytis cinerea B05.10, 1399 nucleotides long. RefSeq lists its product as hypothetical. The transcript has 3 exons. The record is from RefSeq and is a predicted model, not a curated record. Bases 650 to 1345 code for a protein of 231 amino acids. NCBI's taxonomy places the organism in Eukaryota, Fungi, Ascomycota, Leotiomycetes, Helotiales, Sclerotiniaceae.